Molecule: messenger RNA, 546 nt
Organism: Drosophila hydei
Lineage: Eukaryota; Metazoa; Arthropoda; Insecta; Diptera; Drosophilidae
Exons: 3
Coding region: 128-442 (104 amino acids)
Source: RefSeq, a predicted model, not a curated record
UUGAGCGGUAUCUCGAACCUUAAAUAUUUUUUUAUAGUAUUUAUUUAUGAAAACUCAAUUAAUGUGCUCCGCCACAUCACUCACAUAUAUGAAAUAUAUCAAAAGUUCCACUACUUAACUCUGAAGUAUGGUCGCUGAAAAGCAUAAAAAGAAAACAAAUAACAAUACAAACGAAAAUUCAAGACUAACGGAUUUCAUUCAAAGAAACUUACGGCAAAUAUGUGUCGUCAUUGCCAUAUGCGAUUUUUGUCAUGCGAUUUUCUUUGUGGUCAAUGCGACAAUUUUCUUGGUCACGAGGUUCAAUAUAUACUCCUCAUUGGCGGUUGUGGGAACUGUAUUUUGGGUGCUAAUAGUGGUGCUAUUAAUUGUUGGUCUCUGGAAGCUACUAUCGUCGAGAGCGAAGAAGGAGCAGGAAGGACAAGUUAGAAAAUGCAAGAAAUGAAGACACUGCGCAUCAACGUGAGCAGCGAUUAGAGGAGGUGGCGGUACGAUAAACUGAAACAAUCAGAAAUUAAGUAAAAUACUAUUGACGGGCUUCGCUGUAUU